CACCCUGACUGCUCUAUAAAACACCCAGAGAGUGGAGAGAGGAAGCCAAAGUUUGUGAUAUUCUACGAGCUGACAGACAUCAUGAGUCUCAUCAAAACGGAAGGCAGCCUCAGAGGGCUCACCAUCCUCUGUGUUCUCAUCGGCUUGUUGGCCUCCUCUCAGGCUGCAAACUGUCCAAAGGGAGAGGAGUCCUCUCUGAAGCUGCAACUAAACUUGCUGAGGAAUCGCUUCAGACACCUGUGUAACCAAUACUCCAACCUGGCAACCAACUGCUCAGCUCCAGUGAUCCCCUGCGCCCAGUGUCCUGAAGGGUGGCUUGUCGUUGGGGACCAAUGCUUCCUCCUCAGCACUGACAGGGACGACUAUUCUAAUAGUACAAAGAAGUGUGCAGAGAUAGGAGCCCAUCUGGCCAUCUUGACCACCAAAGAACAGCAUGAUGCCGUGGAACAAGAAGGCAAAAACAUCAUAGGGAUAUACACGUACUACUGGAUCGGACUGACUGACAUUGAGACUGAAGGAGACUGGAGAUGGGUGGACAACUCAAAACUUCAAACCCCAUUUUGGGAGACGCCGGAGCCAAACAACCACCUGUCCGGUGGGCCGGAGGGAGAGGACUGUGCGGUGGUGAACAGCCACACUCAGUUCUGGUACGAUGUUCCCUGUUCCUUCACGUACCCACGGAUCUGUCAGAUGGACGCCAUCCUGCCCCAGUGAGCCCCGACACACCACUCAAUUAGGAAAGAUAUUGAUACUUUAUUGAAAAACGUCCCAUUACUCUUCUCAUUACAAUUUGAUCUGAAAUAAAGAAAAUCUCUGACAAAAA
Messenger RNA from Sebastes umbrosus (honeycomb rockfish), 823 nucleotides. Its product is annotated as C-type lectin domain family 4 member E-like. Gene Ontology annotation, molecular function: signaling receptor activity. NCBI's taxonomy places the organism in Eukaryota, Metazoa, Chordata, Actinopteri, Perciformes, Sebastidae. The transcript has 5 exons. The coding region runs from base 82 to 714 and encodes 210 amino acids. The record is from RefSeq and is a predicted model, not a curated record.